AUGUAUUUUUACUGUAACUGAAACCACUUCAUGCUUCUUCUUCUUCUUUGCACACUUAUUUUUACAGGAACAAAUCACCUACAACCUUCCUUAGCAACCAUGAAGACCCCCGCCAUCCUCCCCCUGGUCUUCAGUGUCAUGAUACUGAGAGCCUUGUUGAGUGAAGCUCAAAACAACUCCUCCACUUUUCCGGCCUUGUCUUCCUUGACACCGAGAGAAACUCCAUCGACCAGCACUUUUUCUCCAGACCCAACAUCUCCCACCUCUCACCUCAACUCCAAGUUGAAGCUCAGGAUGACCCCUGUGUCGUCACGAUCACCUGACCUGACAUCAGGCGGCCCCAGCGUCGACACACCCGUGGCCAUGUUUGACAGGAAGGAGUGUUUCCCCGUCUUGAUGCUAACCACCGGCCUGUUCCUCCUGUCUGCCGUUCUGCUGCUGUCCACUUUAACGCUGGCCUUCAAAGUGUGCCAGAUGAGCAGGCGCAUCAAAAUGCUGGGCAGCAAGUCGGAACACUGGAUGGAAUUGGCCGGCCGGGACAAAAGUAACUCGGAGACGGACCACAAAGAGACCAGCAUGUUGUUGGCCGACAUGAGCAGACCACUGGAGGAAGUGGACGACCAUAGCCCCAAAGAGGAGAAGGGAGAAGAGGAGCAGAAGGAUGCAGAAGAGACUGAAGAAACAGCUGAUGUCACCCAAGUUGAUGGGUCAGCAUUUCCAAAGCAGCAAAUAGAGGACGCCGCCUCUUCUGAGGAACCAAAAGAUGCACUUUAAACAUUUCUCCUUUUAAUUUAAGGCGGAUUUGGCUCUAUAGUAAAAGUACGUACAGCAACGUUGCACAUCUGUUGUAGAAACCACUCGUUAGUGACGGCACAGCUAAUAAAGAUAAGUUACGACA
Molecule: messenger RNA, 898 nt
Organism: Nerophis ophidion (straightnose pipefish)
Lineage: Eukaryota; Metazoa; Chordata; Actinopteri; Syngnathiformes; Syngnathidae
Exons: 2
Coding region: 31-774 (247 amino acids)
Source: RefSeq, a predicted model, not a curated record